This is a messenger RNA of Astrephomene gubernaculifera, 2385 nucleotides long. NCBI's taxonomy places the organism in Eukaryota, Viridiplantae, Chlorophyta, Chlorophyceae, Chlamydomonadales, Astrephomenaceae. The record is from the annotation of a GenBank genome assembly.
GUUUUCAAUUGUAAUGGUUGAAUUUACUUAGGCAUAUACUAGCUUUAUUUUGUGCUACACAGCCAACGCACGUUGUCAAUUUCCUACGAUGGACAGUUGAGCCUCCUCUGACCCACAUGCCGGAAUGUCACGGAACUCAAAUUUGUUCUCGUUGGAUAGCAUUCUGAGACAGAAUACAGUACACCCAGCAACUAUUGAUGCACCUGCGCACGCCAAAACUAUUUUCAAACUCGUCGCCGUUGUUACCGACGGUCGCCGAGUUAAGAGCCUGUUCGCCAACGCUGAGUAUGAAGUUAGCAAGUCGUACCGCCAAAUAGAGACUUGCGAGGCGCGGGGUGGUUUGUUGGGCUUUCGCAACCAGGCUGACGCGGUAUUGCGCGAGGAUCGGUCAGCGCUCUCCUUGAAUGACCUCCCGGUUGCCAUCGCCGUUGUAAAGGCUUGGAACCUGGACGUCCGCUCGAUUCCCCGCAAGCAUGGCGCCAAGCUCGCGUAUGACUACUUCCGCAUCGUAGACCUGCGGAGCGUGCCGUCCUCCCAGCAGGCCCUAACGCAGGGUAUUGCCAUCCGCUGCCGCUCUGCUGGCUCGGUGCGACCUCCGGUACAGUUGUACCUGCCGACACCGCAGCGGCUGCAGCCAAUAACUGACGCUGGGGAAGCCGAAGCAGACUCAUGGUCGCCACGGCCGAGCUACCGGCAACAGCGUGUGCGCUCAGCACGCUGAACGCCCAGGACCGUUCUAAGACGCGUCCAAUCUUAACCAAGGCUGGGGAUGCUUACCAGAGACCCCCCGAGCAAGGGCCCAAUGGGUUGUUUGAUUUGACAGGGUCACUGAAGGCCAACCUGCUCGUGGCCGCGGAUCGCAUGCUGGGAUGUGAGCGCUAGCAUUAAGAGUCAACAUUACGAUAUGCAUGGAUGGGCUUAUGGAUAACGGGUGGGACAAGGGCUGAUGCUGACAUAGAUAUUGCAUGUGUGCCUUAUAUAUUUCAUAGGACUUUGACCUUAGCUGCUUGUACUAGGCCAACGCAUCAAUUGGUUUCUUGCAUGUCCUUUGCGGUCCUCUUGGCCUAUGUGCCAUUGGAUUGCCAUUUUUUGCUUAAUAUUGGAGAUAGGCGAGGGUGUGGUGGCGACGACAACAGCGAUUAGCGAAGUUUUAUUAGUUGGUCUCGCUCCGAGACCAUGUCCACGCACCUACCGCCUUGUGGGUGAUAUCGACAGCUGCGGAUGACUUGUCGUAACAGUUUGGGUUGCUUACUUGCGAACUGUCUGCUUAACGAUUGAGUACACGGACAUCCCUACAGCAGGAAGUAGCAAUGACGCUUAACAUCCACCGCUCAUUCACACAUGGGCAAAGGCAGCCUUUUCUGGCAGGCGUUCUGCCCCGAGGGAAGCCCAUAUUGCAAACGCAUAUUUUACCAGACUCAGGAGAGAAAGUCAACUCGCGUUUGAUGGGACGGCAGGGCUGUCACCAGCGUUUAAAGCAACACCCAAAUGCGUUUCGCUCAGUCGCGCAAGGGCUCUCAGAUCCUCUACCUUUAACACCCAGGUUAUAUAGCAACCUGAAUCCACGGACGCUUGGGCACGAGCCAGGUUCACUUUGGGGUGCUACGCUUCUGGUAGCUGGAACGACGGUUGGCGCAGGGAUCCUCGCCCUCCCAGCUGUAACACAGGACUCGGGCUUCGCCGCCACCAGCGGAGCGCUAGCUGGCUGCGCCGCCUUCGCUGCGGUGACGGGACUGCUGCUAGCAGAGGUGCACAUCCACGUGGCCACGCGGUACGGCUGCGCCAACGUCACACUUCCCACCCUGGCCGCCAAGACGCUGGGCCCCGGGGGCGCCUCCGCCGCCACCCUGCUCUACGCCUUCCACAGCUUUGCGCUGCUUGUGGCAUACGUAGCUCGUGCGGGCCAGAUGGUGGCGGAUGCGGCGCACCUGCCCAGUCUGGCGGGCGCAGCGGCGUUUGCGCUGACCUUUGGCGGCAUGUGCUUCGUCACCACUCCUCGCCAGUUUGACGCGGUCAACGGGGCGCUGCUGGGACUGGCGGCAGCCGCAUUCGUGGGGCUGCUGUCCGUGUCCGGCCCGCACGUCGACUGGCCGGCGCUGUCCGCCGCCAACUGGUCUGCCGUACCGCCCACGCUGCCGGUGCUGGCCCUGGCCUUCGUGUUCCACAACAUGGUGCCCCUGGUGGUGCACAACCUGGAGUGCGAUGUGCGCAAGGUGCGGACAUCCAUUAUCCUGGGCGUGCUCAUCCCCGCCGGCAUGUACCUGGUAUGGGACGGGGCCAUCCUGGGAUCCCUCAACAACCUGGCGGUCAACGCAGCGCAGCUCUCCGCGGCACCCACUGCGGCCUCCGCAGCCUCCAGCCCGGUUGACAGUGCAUCCACAGCCG